GCAGUUUUGGUAUUUUUGGGAGGGUGUCUUCGGAGCAUUUUCCAAACUUGUAUCCCAGGAUAAGUCAAGUUAUUUCUGAAAAGGAGGAUAAGGAUAGGAUAGGCCUAUGUCAGAAUUUGCGACGCCUACUGUAGAAUAGGCAGCUGGCCAACUCACCAGUUUGCUCCUUCCCAAAAUCCUCGAGUUCAGGAGAGAGCAGCUGUAAAGUAAGACUGCGUCAGCAGAGGCCUUUUUUGGUCUGGCGUUUGUCCAGAGCUCUCAUUACAAAAAUAAAUAUUUUGACUGAUUUGACUUGCAUGUGAUAAAAUGCACAUAUCCGCGGUAGAAAUUUAGUUAUCCGCUUUCAGCUAUUUUCCUGCGCUUCUGCUCAGUAUUGCGGAGUCUACCAGAAGCGGGGAAAGAAGGGAGGAACACGUCAUUGGAGAUGCCGAGCAAUGAUCUUAAACAAAGAAAGAAAACUACAACACAAGUGAAAGACGAUGAAAAAACCGACGACACUUCAAAGCCGAAAGGCGAGGAAGAGGAAGCGAAGAAAGUGGACGUAACGGAACGAAAGAGAUCAGCCCUGGAUGUCCGGACGUUAGCCUGUCUGCUGUCUGUAGUAUUGUGUCUAGUGCUCUCCUGGAUCGUGCUGCAGCAGAACGCAAGGUUUGCUGACGUUGAGGAAAAAUACAAACUUCUGUACCGAAAGACGGUCAUGAUCAAAGACCUGGAGGAUGAAAUCGGCGAAGUCUCCAGGAAGCUGGACUCGUCCGAAACCGACCUGCAGGGGGCGAUCUCCUCCAUGUCCCUGGUGACCAAGCUGGAGGAGGACGUCUCCGGCCUGCGGGCGGUCAUCACGGCAACGCAGGAGGGCGAGCGCUCGGCCUCGUUCGACAUCCAGCGCGUCAACCAGCGCUUCCUGAACGUGACGGAGGCGUGGCAGGGCGGCCUGGAGGCCGCGACGCGCGACAUCGGGGGCCUGCGGGUGGAGUCGCGCGCCGCCCACGGCCGGGUGACGGAGAAGGUGAACGAGGCGGAGGGGCUGCUGCGGGCGCUGGCCGAGCGGCUGGAGGAGCUGGAGGAGAGCACGCGGAGGAACGCCCGGGCGCUGGAGCGCACCGAGGAGGACGACGCCGGCCGCGUCCGCGAGCAGCUGGACUGGAACACGCGGCAGAUCCACCGGCUGGAGGAGCGGCAGGUCGCCCUGUCGCGCCGCGGCGCCGAGCUCGCCGACAAGCUGGCCGAGCACGUGCCGCGCGGCGAGCGCUGCCAGGAGCAGCUGCCCGCCGUGGAGGACGCCGUGCGCUCCAUCCUGCGGCUGACGGCCGAGCUCGGCGCCGCCCAGCGGCGGGUGGAGGAGCUGACGCUGCAGGUGUUCGGCGUGGAGGACAGCGCGCUCAGGGCCGUGACCGAGAUCCUGGACAUCCGGCGGGCGCUGGACGCCCUGCAGGCCGACAACAGCAUACUGAAGAUGAGGAACGACCUCGGCGUCGUCAAGGAGACGGUGAUGGACCUCUACAGGGCCAGGAGGGAGCUGGAAGACCUGGAGCUUCUAAGCAGGCAGGGGGAGCUGGAGGACCUGGAGAUUCUGAGUAGGCAGGUGGCAUUAGAGGACCUGGAAUCUCCAAGCAGGCAGAGGGCGAUGGAUGACCUGGAGCCUCCAAGCAGGCAGGGGGAGCUAGAGGACCCGGAGCCUCCAAGCAAGCAGGGGGAGCUGGAGGACCCGGAGCCUCUGAGCAGGCAGGGGGAGCUGGAGGACCUGGAGCCUCCAAGCAGGCAGGGGGCGCCGGAGGACCUGGAGCCUCCGAGCAGGCAGGGGGCGCCAGAGGACCUGGAGCCUCCGAUCAGGCAGGAGGUGCCAGAGGACCUGGAGCCUCCAACCAGGCAGGGGGAGCCAGAGGACCUGGAGCCUCCAACCGGGCAGGAGGUGCCAGAGGAGGGCAAGCAUGGUGAACACCCUGAAUAUAAUGGACCUGUUGAGCUGGGAGAUUUUGAGAACAUCCAGACCCUGCUGGAGAGGGUGGAGGGCCGGGCGGUGCUGUCCCACGUGCGGGCACUGCAGCAGGACGUGUCGCAGCUGAAGGAGUGGGCCUCGGGCCUGGGCGAGAAGCGGGCGAAGAUGGAGGAGAGCCUGUCGGCGCUGUCCGAGGCCGUGCGGGCCAUCGAGCAGCGCACGGGCGCCGUGACGAGCGACAUGGGCGCCAAGGUGGCGGCGGUGCGGACGGACGUGCGGCGCAUGGCCGGCCUGGAGGCGGAGGUGGAGGCGCUGCUGGAACAGGAGCGGGAGCUGGAGAUGAAGGUGGCGCUGGCGGAGAAGGCCACGGCGAGGCGCAUCGGCGACCUGCUGGCGGGCAGCAUCGACCGGGUGUCGGCGCUGAGGAGCGGGGCCGAGCGCGACGCCGAGAGCCUGGAGCGGCUGCGGCGGAGGCUCGCCGAGCUGGCCGCCACCGACAAGGAGCUGGCCGACCGCCUGCUGGCGCUGGAGGGUGGCCGCGCCCGCAUGCUGAAGACCCUCACCUUCGCCAGCGACCUCAAGCCCAAGGUGUCCACCAUCCGGAAGGACUUCGCCCUGCUGGACCCGCUGGUGUCCGACCUCACGCUCCGCAUCGGCAGGCUGGCCGAGGACAUGAUGAGGAGGGAGGAGGAGAUCGCCCAGCUCCGGGAGACCUUCGCUAACCUCACCGCCGUCCAGGGUGACCUGCGGGACGUCCAGCAGCAGCUCACUCAGGUCCCCGGCGUGGGUGAAAUGUUCCCUCGGACCAACCCGCCAGGGGAGUAG
Megalops cyprinoides (Indo-Pacific tarpon) is the source of this 2761-nucleotide messenger RNA. Its product is annotated as IKBKB interacting protein. The record is from RefSeq and is a predicted model, not a curated record. The transcript has 4 exons. Bases 425 to 2761 code for a protein of 778 amino acids. Lineage: Eukaryota; Metazoa; Chordata; Actinopteri; Elopiformes; Megalopidae.